AUGUCCCAAUCCUCCCCUUUCCCCUCCUGCUUCCGCCCCUCCGCCGCCUCCGACUCCCACCACCGCCCGCCAUCCCCGCCGCCCCCGCCGCCUCCUCUCUCCGGCAAGCCCAACCUCACCACCUGCUUCUACCAGACCGAGCUCGGCGUUUUCUCCCUCACCUGGUCCCGCACUUUCCUCGGCCACUCCCUCCACCUCGACCUCCUCCCCAUCGACCACCACAACGGCGGCGCGUGCUCUCCACUCUCCCUCACCCACUCCAUCCCACACCGCUCCGCCAUCUCCUUCCACCUCCAGAUCAAGCCCUUCGUCUUCUGGAAGAAGCACGGCUCCAAGGCGCUCCACACCCCCGAUGGAGCCGCCGCCGGGAGGUUCCAGAUCUUCUGGGAUCUGUCCCGGGCCAAGUUCGGAUCCGGGCCGGAGCCCCAAUCCGGGUUCUACAUCGCCGUCGUGGCCGACCGGGAAAUCGUCCUCCUCGUCGGGGACUUGGCCAGAGAGGCCUGCGGGAAGACGAAAGCGCGGCGGCGGAGGCGGCCGGAGAGGGCGAGCCAGUCGCUGGUUUUGAGGAGGGAGCACGUGUUUGGGAACCGGGUUUAUACGACGAAGGCCCGAUUCGGCGGCCGGAGCCGCCAGAUUUCGAUCGAUUGCAACGUGGGGAGCGACGCCAGGCUGAGCUUCGCCGUCGAGGGGAAGCGGGUGCUCCAGAUCAAGCGGCUGAAGUGGAAGUUCAGAGGGAACGAGCGAAUCGAGGUGGACGGGGUUCCGAUUCAGAUCUCGUGGGAUGUCUACAAUUGGCUGUUCGAGGACGGCGGGAGCAGCGGGCACGCCGUGUUCAUGUUCAGGUUCGAGAGCGAGGAAGAGGAGUACGAUCGCGAGGACGAAGGGAGUGGAGCGGCGACGCCGACGGAGAAGGGCGGCGGCGGCGCCGUCGUGCCGUGGCAGCCGCAGGGGAGUAGUAGCAAUUCGUCGUCGUCGUGGGGCGGGUUCGGGGUGAUGAACGGGAUAGAGUGGCGGAAGAUGAAGAAGAGCUUGAUGAUGAGGACGACGGCUGCGAGGAGCUCGUCGUGGUCGUCGAUUUCGAUGUCGUCGGCGUCGUCGAUGGGGACGAACUCGUCGGUGAUGGAGUGGGCCAGCGUGGAAGAGAGCGAGUUGGGCUGUGGGCCUCACGGCUUCUCUUUGCUGGUUUACGCCUGGAAAAAGUGA
This is a messenger RNA of Linum tenue, 1203 nucleotides long. The record is from the annotation of a GenBank genome assembly. Lineage: Eukaryota; Viridiplantae; Streptophyta; Magnoliopsida; Malpighiales; Linaceae.